Molecule: messenger RNA, 1407 nt
Organism: Vespa crabro (European hornet)
Lineage: Eukaryota; Metazoa; Arthropoda; Insecta; Hymenoptera; Vespidae
Exons: 5
Coding region: 1-1407 (468 amino acids)
Biological process (GO): DNA integration
Molecular function (GO): nucleic acid binding
Source: RefSeq, a predicted model, not a curated record
AUGCAAGGAACAAAAAAACGAAUAACCACACCAUUGAUCAAGGUAAAGAUGAUAUUAGAAGAGAUGUUAGAAGUAAACGGAACAUAUGACCCAGCACCAGUAACUCUGGCAUUCAAGAAAGAUGAGAACAAACGAUCACGAUUGUGUAUAGAUUUUCGUGAAUUAAACAAGAUAGUUACACCACAAGCUCAACCAUUUCCAUUAAUAGAAGAUUUAAUAUUAAAAGCAAGAAACUUAUCAUUUGAAGAACACAUAGAACACAUAGAAAGAGUAAUGAAGGCAAUAGUAAACGAAGGUUUCAGACUAAAAUUUAAAAAAUGUACAUUUGCAACAGAAUCAGUGAAAUAUCUUGGACACAUAAUAAAGCACAAUACAGUAAGACCAGUAAAGGAUAAUUUAAUUUCAAUACGAAAUUUUCCUACUCCAAAAACUCAAAAGAACAUUAGACAAUUUCUUGGAAAAAUAAACUUUUAUCACGAAUACAUACCGAAAAGCUCAAUACUACUAGAUCCAUUACAUAGACUGUUAAGGAAAAAUGAAAAGUUCAUAUGGUCUGAAGAGUGUGAGAAAUCCUUCAAAGGUAUAAAAAAUCUACUAUGCUCUCAACCAGUGUUGCAAAUAUUUGACAGGAAUUUACCAAUAAGAAUUUACACGGAUGCAUCACUGGAAGGCAUUGGUGCGAUAUUUAAGCAAGUACAGAGUGAUGGUAAAGAAAAGCCAGUAGCAUACUUUUCGAAAAAGUUAAAUGAUUCACAAAAGAGAAAAAAGGCAAUUUACUUAGAAUGCCUGGCAAUCAAGGAAGUGGUAAAAUAUUGGCAACAUUGGUUGAUUGGAAGAAAAUUCACGAUAUUCACAGACCAUAAACCAUUAGAAGGCAUCAAACAAUUGAUAAGCAGGAUAUCUCCUUAUUACACAGCUAAAGGAAUAACGGCAAAUAUAAAAAAAGUUUGCCAAAACUGCGAAAUAUGCAUUAAGAACAAAUUCAGGGGGCAAGGAAAAUAUGGACGGAUGUCACAACUAGGACCGGCAACGAAACCGUUCGAAAUCAUGUCAAUAGAUACCAUCGGAGGCUUCGGAGGACAAAGAUCAACAAAAAAAUACCUUCAUCUACUGGUGGAUCAUUUUACAAGAUACGUGUUCAUGAGAACAUCAAAAACCCAGAGUGCAACAGAUUUCAUCAAGCUGAUAAGUGGAAUACUAGAAACCGACAAAAUAGGAGUGAUACUCGCAGAUCAAUACCCGGGAAUAAACUCAAAAGAAUUUAGGGAAUUUCUCAUAAAAAAGGAUACGAAACUGAUUUUUACGGCUGUCAAUGCGCCCUUUUCCAACGGGAAACAGAAACAAGAAACCGGAUUCUUCCACAUAACAAAACUACUUCCGAUAUCAGAAGAUGGAGAAGAGGACUAA